Messenger RNA from Monopterus albus (swamp eel), 3047 nucleotides. RefSeq names its product ANTXR cell adhesion molecule 1a (gene antxr1a). Gene Ontology annotation, cellular component: cell surface; plasma membrane. Gene Ontology annotation, molecular function: transmembrane signaling receptor activity. The transcript has 17 exons. The record is from RefSeq and is a predicted model, not a curated record. The coding region runs from base 213 to 1823 and encodes 536 amino acids. Lineage: Eukaryota; Metazoa; Chordata; Actinopteri; Synbranchiformes; Synbranchidae.
ACACAAAUAUCUGUGCCCCGGGACCCAUCGUCUCAUGAUCUGUUUUGAAGGCACUCAAACAGUAGCACAGAGACUAGGUCGUGUUAGAUGCAUAACAGUGACUGACAGACUUCUUUUCUUUUUCCAGAUCUGGCAGUGUACAGAAUCACUGGACUGAAAUAUACCACUUUGUUGAACAUCUAGCUCAUAAAUUCAUAAGCCCACAGUUGCGGAUGUCCUUCAUUGUGUUUUCCACUGAGGGAAGGAUCUUAAUGAGCUUGACAGAAGACAGGGAACGCAUUCGCAAAGGCCUGGAGGAGCUCCAGAGGGUUCAUCCAGGGGGAGACACCUUCAUGCAUGAGGGCAUCCUGAGGGCCAGUGAACAGAUAUACUAUGGAAACACUGAAGGCUAUCGCACUGCCAGUGUCAUCAUAGCUCUGACAGAUGGAGAGCUCCACGAAGAUCUUUUCUACUAUGCUGAAAGAGAGGCCAAUCGCUCCCGAAGUCUGGGUGCCUCAGUUUACUGUGUGGGGGUGAAGGACUUCAAUGAGACACAGCUGGCAAAGAUCGCUGAUAGUAAGGACCAUGUCUUCCCAGUGACGGAUGGAUUUGAGGCCUUGCAGGGCAUCAUUGAUUCAAUCCUAAAGAAGUCCUGUAUCGAGAUCCUGGCAGCAGAGCCCUCUAGUAUCUGUGCUGGAGAGUCCUUCCAGGUAGUGGUGAGAGGCAACGGUUUCCUCCAUGCCCGAAAUGUUGAUAAAGUCCUGUGCAGCUUCAGAAUCAACGACACCCUCACAAAAAUGGUGAAGCCUUUGACUGUGGAAGAUACAUAUCUUCUCUGCCCUGCACCCGUGCUUCAAGAUGAGGGGAUGACAGCAAACCUUUUUGUCAGUAUGAAUGAAGGUCUUAGUUUCAUUUCCAGCUCGGUCACCAUAACCACCGUGGGCUGUUCUGAUGGGACCAUCCUGGCCAUAGCUCUGCUCAUCCUGAUGCUCCUCCUGGUCUUGGCACUCCUCUGGUGGUUCUGGCCUCUCUGCUGCACUGUGAUCAUCCAUGAACCCCCUCCGCCAGCUGUGGAGGAGAGUUCGGAUGACGAGGACUCUGAAACCCCUAAGAAGAAAUGGCCGACUGUAGAUGCCUCCUACUAUGGAGGAAGAGGAGUCGGGGGAAUCAAAAGGAUGGAGGUCCGCUGGGGUGAGAAAGGCUCAACAGAAGAAGGGGCAAAGCUAGAAAAGGCCAAAAAUGCUAAAGUGAAGAUGCCUGAGCAGGAGUAUGUGCCGCCUCCCACCCGGAUUCUCAACAACGGCAUGCAAAAACCCCCGGGGUCACACAAGUGGUAUUCACCCAUCAAGAGUAAACUGGAUGCAUUGUGGGUACUGUUAAGAAAAGGCUAUGACCGCGUGUCUGUAAUGAGACCUCAUCCUGGGGACAAGGGUAGAUGUAUGAAUUUCACUCGCACAAAGUCUCCCCCUCCUCACUACCCACACUACAACCCCCAGCCAUCUCCUGACUACAGUCCUCCCAGCAAGAAUCCCCCUGCACCGCAAGGCAUGCUCCCACCAACCCCCAGCAGCUCUCCAUCAUCUUCACUGUUUUCCUCCACCACCCUUCCACCGUUGCCUCCAACACCACCUCCUACCUCCACCACUCCUUCUCCACCAAUCACUCCUCCCCCUUAUACACCACCUCCCAACCGGGCUCUUCCUCCAACCACUAUGCAGAUACCUGCCCCUUCAGGACUCCCGCCUACUCCUCCGUCCUCUGGCUCCCUGCCUCCUCCUCCACAGGGACCUCCUCCUGGGCGAGCUCCUCCACCUGCCCGCCCACCGCCUCGGCCUGGUCUGUAAAUCUCUGGCAUGAGAUGGGAGAGAACCACGCAGCUUUGAAAAAGGCAACAGAGUCUCACCAGCAAUAAGCACAUGAACCAUCGCUGACUGUACCUGCAAAUGAGAAUGUGAACGGCUCGUGCACGCUCAGCAGGUUGUGGCCUUUUUGCCUUGUGAAAAGGAGCAAAGGACUUGUUUUCAGCUAUUUGUCUACAGUGACUUUUGUACACAUUUAGCCCAACAGAGCAAUUGCUGUGAUGGUUGAACUACACAGACAUUCCCUAUAAAUGAGGUCAUGCAGGCUGGCUCAAAAACAUUUCCCUCCAUGGACCUCAGAGCCGCUUCAAGCCCAGUUGUCCCAUCCAUGAGCACACCAGACUGGAUGAAUCCUGACCAGGCAGAGGAACAACAACUUAUACUAACGUCUCUGUACACAGGCCCUCAAGUUUUGUUUAUAUCAUGGCUUGAACACUCAUUCCCGAGAAGAGAAGAUGACUUCGAGGAAUCUGUUCCCUGUUUUUUGUUUUCUUGAAUGUUGAGCAAUUGCAUGCAAUAAUGUUUGAGUCAGCAUUGUUUUUAAAAUGUUAUUUCCACCUUGUGUUAAACAUUUUUAUUUGUCCUUUUAUCACUGAGUAGACCACAUUUUCUAAGUUUAAAUUUUUGAGGUUAGAAAAACAAUCAUCCCGACGAACGGCAAUGCAACUAAUCGGAACUUGUCUUUGUCAUCUAGCUUAACGUGAGUCAUACAUGGCCUAUUUCUGCACACAUCCAGCUAAACAACUUGAUGCUAAAUUCACCCUGUUACUAUAUCUGACCUCACAAAGAUGACUGCAGUCACUGCUAUAAUUUGCAUAUGCUCUGUGUAUCAAGAUGUGGACAAAAAUGUCAAUCAGGGAAAAGCUUUGCACUGUGCCUUACUUACCCAUGGCCUCUUGCAAAAGCUGGGCUUUAUGUAAAUCAUUCUGAUAUAACCGUGUUCAGAUAUGUGUGUGUCAGAAAGAGGGAGACAGACUAGUCUACUAGUAACAGUUAGUCCCACAGUAGGCUGGCCUGAGUCAGUUGCCAGGUUUAUCAGCUAAAAGCAAACAUCUGUUUUUCUGCAAAAGAUGUUUCAAGUUCCUCAAAGCAUGGAUCUUGACAAUGCUGUUCCAUGGGUCAUAUAAAGUCUAGUGUAGAUUAAAUGAAAGGUUAAUAUUAAGCUGUUAUUUGCUCAAAACUCAAGCAGCAAUCAAAUGUAUGCAAUUU